UGAAACCUUGGAGGUACCAUGGCGUUUAGGCCAAGGCCAGAAUCAUCGUGUGAUGCGAUGGCUGUACUUUGUGGGUCUCGUCUUGGUUGUACCUACGGCACCCGUCACAGAACGGGCCCUCUUUCCAGCCUUUCAGGUCAUCCUCACACCUUCCAUCAUGACACGAAAGGCCAAUUACAAGGCACAUCAAACAAUGAUGAGGAUCUACCUGAAAGACGGAAGCGAUCAAGGGAUCAACUGGUUUGUUCUAUUUAUUAAAGUACCGAGAUCUGAACGUCUCAUAUCGUCAUCUGGACUGAUUAUUAACAUCCAAUGUUUCGUUCACACGAUAGUAGUCCCUGCCCUUUCUCACAUCUGUUUGAAAGAUUUCUUCCAGAUUGCCUAAUAAGCAAGACAGCCGAGGACAAUCUAGCGACAUUGCAAUGCAUUUCAUCUCAGGUGAUAUAAGCUGAGAGUACUCUAUAUUUGUUUUUGUUUUUAAUGACGGGAUAUCUUUCGAGGUCAAGAUUGGAUAUUCAUCUAUAGAUUUUACUCGUUGUGUUUUCUUACGGAGUGAAGUUAUUAUUCCGCAGUCUAAAUGUACUGGCCUCUGGGAGCAACAAAACUUCAGGCCUCAACAUAGGCAAAAUAAAUUAUUAAAAUGAUAUUCUAAGAUUUUAAUACUUUAUCUAAGUCAUUUUAUCACUUAGGACCAAGGUCCUAAGUUGUG
Messenger RNA from Fusarium redolens, 709 nucleotides. RefSeq lists its product as uncharacterized. The coding region runs from base 53 to 385 and encodes 110 amino acids. The transcript has a single exon. The record is from RefSeq and is a predicted model, not a curated record. NCBI's taxonomy places the organism in Eukaryota, Fungi, Ascomycota, Sordariomycetes, Hypocreales, Nectriaceae.